AUGUCUGGAGCAAUCACAAAGUUUGCCGUCACAUCUAUGGUGAUGUGGAUGGACCCUGUUGCAAUCAUGUAUGGGUUUAUCUACCAUAUUUUUCCAGGUGUCGGUCAGCUUUCCGCCUCAGCGCAAACUAUGGCGAGUGGAUUCCUUGCUGUCAUCUCGGUCAAUCUGGUGAUCAGCUUUUACAUAUACAUGGCCAUGAAGGAGGCUCCCCAUCAAGAGCCACAACCUGAUCCAACCUUUCUAGCAAACGCCAAAGCAAGCAUUAACCAGCCAACUUCUUAUCAAGUGAGUGAUGAUUCCCAUGGGAAGGGAAAGGUGGAGUAGGCAGUAGCGUAAAUUGAGUUGAGU
Messenger RNA from Hordeum vulgare subsp. vulgare (domesticated barley), 348 nucleotides. RefSeq lists its product as uncharacterized. The record is from RefSeq and is a predicted model, not a curated record. Bases 1 to 324 code for a protein of 107 amino acids. The transcript is spliced from 2 exons. Lineage: Eukaryota; Viridiplantae; Streptophyta; Magnoliopsida; Poales; Poaceae. Gene Ontology annotation, cellular component: endoplasmic reticulum membrane. Gene Ontology annotation, biological process: vacuolar proton-transporting V-type ATPase complex assembly.